Molecule: messenger RNA, 716 nt
Organism: Diceros bicornis minor
Lineage: Eukaryota; Metazoa; Chordata; Mammalia; Perissodactyla; Rhinocerotidae
Gene: RGS8
Product: regulator of G protein signaling 8
Exons: 5
Coding region: 94-636 (180 amino acids)
Source: RefSeq, a predicted model, not a curated record
ACGUGAAAGGGUAAAUCCCUGUGCCCCGCAGUCUUAUCCCGCCCUGACGUCCCUGCAAACCAGCCAGAGGGUUAACCGUAAGCGGGUGCCUGUAUGGCCGCUUUACUGAUGCCACGCAGGAACAAAGGGAUGAGGACUCGACUGGGAUGCCUGUCACACAAGUCAGACUCCUGUAGUGAUUUCACAGCUAUUCUUCCCGACAAACCCAACCGUGCUCUAAAGAGAUUAUCCACAGAAGAAGCUACGAGGUGGGCAGAUUCCUUUGAUGUGCUUCUCUCUCAUAAGUAUGGGGUGGCUGCGUUCCGUGCCUUCUUGAAGACGGAGUUCAGCGAGGAGAACCUGGAGUUCUGGUUGGCCUGUGAGGAGUUCAAGAAGACCAGGUCAACCACAAAACUGGUCUCCAAGGCCCAUAGGAUCUUCGAGGAGUUUGUGGACGUGCAGGCUCCGAGGGAGGUAAACAUAGACUUCCAGACCCGAGAAGCCACGAGGAAGAACAUGCAAGAGCCAUCUCUGACUUGUUUUGACCAAGCCCAGGGAAAAGUACACAGCCUCAUGGAGAAAGACUCUUACCCCAGGUUCCUGAGGUCCAAAAUGUACUUAGAUUUGCUGUCCCAAAACCAGAGGAGGCUCAGUUAGACCUCAGAUGGGGACUCCUGGAGAUCACUGGCUUUCCCCUCCCCUUGCUGCCAAGACCAUAUUCUAAUGUGAAAUGUCAU